AUGCCUCCCCUGAUCCCAUACCAUGUCUCUGCCGGGAGCAAUCCCGUUGUCAAGUUCGGAGGUGCCCUUGUUACCGAAUUCCUGGAACCCCCGCCGGGUCGAUGCUUCUGCUUCCGUCAACGGUACGCCCUGAAGCCUCCCAUCGACGAAGGGGACCCAGACUAUGAGCGGAUCAAUGAGGCGCUGAAUCACCCCUCGGGCCCUCCCGUGCACUUCCACCCCUUCCAAAACGAGUAUUUCCGCGUUGAGCAAGGACGCAUGUGCCUCGAAGUCGACGGCCAGACUCGCAUCCUGACGCCCGAAGACGGGGAGGUGCAGGGCCGGGCCGGGUGCAUCCACCGGUUCUACGUCGCACCCGACAGCACCGAAGACAUGGUAAUUAUCCUCAGUGCCUCCGAUCCCGGUAUGGACUAUCAACUCGAUCGAGUGUUCUUCGAGAAUUGGUAUGGCUUGUGGCAUGAUUACCUGGUGCACGAGGGCAAGAUGGAUUUCAUCCAAUUACUCUGCGUAUGUUACUGCUCUUCCUUCCUCGAACCGAUAGAGCGCUAA
Messenger RNA from Aspergillus oryzae RIB40, 549 nucleotides. RefSeq lists its product as uncharacterized. The transcript has 2 exons. The coding region runs from base 1 to 549 and encodes 182 amino acids. NCBI's taxonomy places the organism in Eukaryota, Fungi, Ascomycota, Eurotiomycetes, Eurotiales, Aspergillaceae. The record is from RefSeq and is a predicted model, not a curated record.